Molecule: messenger RNA, 1056 nt
Organism: Vicia villosa (hairy vetch)
Lineage: Eukaryota; Viridiplantae; Streptophyta; Magnoliopsida; Fabales; Fabaceae
Product: F-box protein SKIP23-like
Exons: 1
Coding region: 1-1056 (351 amino acids)
Molecular function (GO): protein binding
Source: RefSeq, a predicted model, not a curated record
AUGGCAGAUUGGUUUAUGCUUCCAAAAGAUCUUCUGCUGUUAAUUAUAGAAAAACUCAACAGUGAAUUCUACCGCAUUCGCUUUCGUUCCGUCUGUUCCACAUGGAGAUUUUUCAUACCAAAACCUCACAACCUUUUUCCCUUCAAGCUUCCGCACUUCCCCGACUUUAGUGAUUCUGAUAUCGAAAAACUCGAAAAACACAGCAUCUUUCUCAUCAAACCACCCGCAACACCAAACCAACAAAUUCUCCGCCCUUGGUUGGUCAGAAUCAGUCCAACUUCAACCGGAAAAUUUAACCUCUGGCACCCUCUUUUACGUCACAGUCUUAAUAUACCUUCCGAUCUGCGCAUGCUGGACUUCAGCCAACUCUCUGUCUUUAAUAUGGGACAGAUCUAUAAUUUGUCUACCCCUGUUGCCACGUUUCAGGGGGACAAGUUUGAGGAUUCUGUUGCCACGUUUCAGGGGGGAGAGAUUCUGGAUAUUAUCACACAAGACUACUCCGGGGAGCUGGUGAUGCUCCGUCGUGGAGACGAUAGUUGGACUAAGAUCCCCCAUGAGGCAUAUUUCUACAAUGAUAUUUUCAUUUUUAACGGCCGGCCUUGUGUGGGAGACAAAACCGGUUGGACUGUGAUGAUCGGAUCAGAUUUGAGCAUUCAUUUGGUGGCUGAGCCAGUGCAUGGUGGCUUUCUCUAUGGCGACGUUAAAAUUAUGGUGGAAAAUGAGUCUGAGUUGUUGCUAGUUCACCGAUCUAAAGAUUUUUCCGAUGGAGAUAAGCCUGUAUGGAUCGAUGUGUAUAGGCUUGACCAGAAAGAGAAAAAGUGGUUGUGGUUGUCAAAUUUAGGGGAUACAGUUGUGUUUUUUGGGCGAUGUGGUUCGUUCGCUGCUUCUGCGUUGGAUUUGGGUUUUGACAAUGGGAAUUUUGUGAUUUAUUCUAACAAUAAUGACAUGAGUAUUUUUCACUUGGACCAACGGAAGAAUUCGCUUUUAUCUGAUUAUCAAGAUUAUUUCAAGUUGUUCUGGCCACCUCCAGAGUGGAUCAUUAGUAGGGGUUUCUAA